Molecule: messenger RNA, 1594 nt
Organism: Panicum hallii
Lineage: Eukaryota; Viridiplantae; Streptophyta; Magnoliopsida; Poales; Poaceae
Product: SNF1-related protein kinase regulatory subunit gamma-1-like
Exons: 7
Coding region: 112-1356 (414 amino acids)
Source: RefSeq, a predicted model, not a curated record
GCUGCGAGAACCGGCAGAUAGAAAGGCGCAUAUAGAAAAGAAAACUGACCCUUUCAGGCUGAAACCGCAAGAAUCGGCGGACGCGCAGACAGACAGGGGCAGCAGAGACCCAUGGAGACGGCGAGAGAAGCAGCAGCGAGCAAAGUCGCCGCCGGAAGCAGCUGCGGAGGGGUGCCGGCGCCGGCAGGGGAGUACUGGAGCGAGGCCCUCAAGUCGUUCCUCGACCACAUCCCCAUCUCCUCCAUCCCCGGCGCGCUUCAGCCCACCGCCUCCCCAGCGGUGGAGAUCAAGCUCGAGGGCAGUGUCUUGGACGCCAUCGGCGCCAUGUACGGCGGCAACGCCGCGGGCGCAGUGAUCGUCGACGAGGUGCAGAGCAGUUUCGGGAAGUACGUCGACCGCGACAUCGGCUUCGUUGAGUUCUCGAGCAUAGUCUUAUGGGCUCUUGAGGAACUUGGCAAAGUGGAGCAUGAACCAAAAGACAGUAGUUCGGACUUCCUCUCAAGUCUGAAACAGCAUCCUCAGAUUGCAGAAACGAAGAUUGCCUGGUUAGCAAAGCUAUUCCUAUGGGAGCCCUUCUUCCCUGUUCGAACCCAUGACACGCUCUUUCACGCAAUGCUUCUCUUCUCAAAACACCACAGGCUCAACGUGGUACCUGUUGUUGAGUUGAUGAACUCAAAUGCUAUUGGAUUUGUCACUCAGAAUGCAGUGAUGGAGUUGCUUCUCCAGUCAAGUGGCCUUGAGUGGCUCGACAAAAUUGCAGAUCGACAGCUUUCUGAAUUUAGGUUUGCAAGUGUGAGGAAGCCUGUUUUGGUGUACUCGGAUCAGACUCUUGCUCAUGGGCUUCACGUUCUCUCAAGGGAAAAAAUGGGAGUUGCAGUCAUUGACAGGAAAACCAGCUGUCUUAUUGGAUCAAUACAGUGCAGUGAUCUCUACCUGCUUCUGGAUAAUAGCUCCCUUUUCAGAAAGAGAACGAGCAUAAGUAUGGAAGAAUUCAUCAACUUGAACAACAAGACCGACGACAAACACAGCAAUGCUGAAAAUCCAUCUGCAUGUGAGGGUCAAAACAUCCUCGCUCUCAGAAACACCGGGCAGCGGAGCACGGGCCUGCCAGUCACCAACCUGAAAUCCGACACCCUGAAGCAAGCUAUGGAGAAACUGACAGCUUCAAGGAGCAGCUUCAGCUUCAUCGUCGAUGAGCAGGGGCACAUGGAAGGAAUGGUGACGACGAGGGAGAUCAUCUCCGUGUUCUCCCCGCCGUGCAUGGACUCGAGAAUUGACGGGGGCACCUUCUUCUCGGCUGCGCUUGAGCAGGUUGGCUGCCGUGUUGAGAAUGGGCAGAUGAUCCAGAACUCCUAGUCUUUAAGAACCUGAUUCUGUGGGGCUUGUUGCAGUAUCAAACGAUGAAUUUUGUGCACUUUGCCUGUUCUCCGAGUUGUACUCGAGGUUAGUCAUGAUCUGUGAAAAAAUCUUGCUCCGGCCAUGCAGGAUGAUCAAAUCGUUGAGCCACCUUCCUUGAUCUAACUCGACCGGGUAGGGUACGACGGCUUCAACCGUUUUCCAUUAAGAGGAAGCAAUCGGGUAGGUUUAAGGUUGA